Messenger RNA from Ceratitis capitata (Mediterranean fruit fly), 7283 nucleotides. RefSeq lists its product as uncharacterized. NCBI's taxonomy places the organism in Eukaryota, Metazoa, Arthropoda, Insecta, Diptera, Tephritidae. The coding region runs from base 814 to 6705 and encodes 1963 amino acids. Gene Ontology annotation, molecular function: protein binding. The transcript has 2 exons. The record is from RefSeq and is a predicted model, not a curated record.
UUAAAGGUAGUUUAAAUAAAAUUAAGUCCAUUUUAAAUAUUUAAGCACAGCAAAACGUGACAAAAUUUCAACGUCAAUGGACAUGUCGGAAUUCACCAGUGCAAAUAAAUGAAAAAGUAAAGUAAAAAGUAAAGUGUAAAAAUAAAAAAAUUUAAAUAAAAGAAGGCAAUCGGUAAGGCCGAACGAAAAACGGAGAACGAAACAAAUUUUUUCGGAACCUAUGUAUUUUACGAAUUUCCAAAUGUGUGAUGAAAUGUAAAAGAAUGAAGCAUAGUUUUAGGUAAAGUGGCCCCAAGAGUUUUAAACAAAAAGUUAUUGAUAUUUGAGCUUAAGAAAUCUUAAAAUACAAAAAAAAUUUCGGUGUAAAUUGGGCGCCCAUAGAUUUCUAUUUGAAGCGAAGAAGGCUGCAUGACAAAAUGUCCAAUGUGUCAAAUAAACCCAAACUAAAAGUUGUGCAAAAUAGUUUGUGCAGACUUAUAGACGUGCGAUCAUGAAAUAAUCGAAAAGAAGUAUCAAACUUUUAAAAAUAAAUAAAGUUAACGAGCUCCAACCAAAGAGCAUGCCAACUGAAUCAGGCAAUAAUUUAAUUAAUACAAUUUUUCAAAAUACUGAAUUUUAAAACAGAUACAUAUGUGCACAAGAGUGUAAAAAGUUUCUUUUUAAUAUUUCUGUUUAAAACUGCUCAAACUUUCAGUUUAUUGAACAACAAAAGUUAUUUCAAAAUAAAAGUGAAAGUAAAUAAAUAAAUAGUACCGGCAGAAAACUUAAAAGUUAGCAAACGGUAGAGCACAUAAAGUUUUAAAACCCAACAAAAUGUACGCCAGCAGUAAGACGCGGCGAAAACUCUUCAUCACGCCGUGCGUGUUGACAUCACUGGCAAGCAAAGUGCGAUUCGCGCAUGUUUUGCUCUCUCUACUCGUAAGCAUUACGCUUCUUAAGACGACGGAGAGCUUACCGGCAGCUAAAAUGGGCACACAGCUUAAGUGGAUAAUCAACGACGCCGAGGAGCUGCUGCUGCAACCGCAAAAACCCGCGCAAGCGGAAGUAGCCGCGAGUCACCAACCAACGGCCGACGAGCCUGAAGAUCAUUUCAAAUUAUAUCGCAGCGAACUAAAGCGUCUCUCGUACGAGACCAUACAUCGGAUAUUGCGCGAUGAAAACGAACCAAUCUAUAGGCGCGAGGAUGCGGAGUAUCGAUACUAUCAGAAACGCUCAUAUCAACCGAGUCAUGAAGUUGUGCGACGUGCGGCUGACGUGCCCGAAAUGACGAAAGCGGCACCGGUAGUAGUGCCAGCUGCAAAACAACAAGGCUUACCACAUACGCUGAAGCAGUCGAACGCUCAACUGCGUACAUACGAUGCUGCGCACGAUUACCAAGGCAAUCACAGCACGAUAUAUAACCUGGAUCUGAGUAACAAUCAACUGCAAAGAGUCAAUCUCAGUGCAUUCACGUCACUGCAACUGGUGAAUCUAUCAAAUAAUUCACUCACUGCUUUACCAAUCACCCAAAAUGAGCAUACAAUCACAACGCUCAAUCUGAAUGACAAUCAAAUCGCACAAGCCUCGGAUGUGCGUAGUUCAGUGCUACGUGAAUUACAUCUGAGCGGCAAUGAAAUCACACAAUUAGCACAACUUAAUCUCUCCAUGCUGACGGCGCUCGAAACACUCGAUCUUUCUUGUAAUGGUAUUAGCGAACUUGAGACCGCGUUCUUUCCGCAGCGCAUGCAUAAUCUAAAACAUCUCAAUUUAGCGCAUAACCGCAUUGGCACCAUUUAUCGCGAGACCUUCUACAAUUUGCUCAGUUUGAAUACGUUGCUCUUGAGUUACAACAACAUCAGCGAUAUUGACUAUGAAACAUUUUUGGCUUUGCCGAAUCUGCAAUAUCUAGACUUGUCGCAUAAUCAGUUGCGUGGCGAGGCUAUACGCGCUCUGCAGGGUAUACCCGAUUUGGUGCGGCUCUCCAUAGCUUAUAAUCCAGAAGUGGGUGCAGCAAUGCAAGAAUUUGUAGCCUCAUGGAGCUUGAAAGAAUUGGAUGCAAGUGGCACGGGCUUGUGUCAAAUACCAGCAGCGUUGGCUCUAUCUGUGCGAACUCUUAAGCUGACGGACAAUUGGCUGAAGAUUAUCAAUUGUGGUGACUUGGAUAGCUAUCCGCUGCUGCAAUACCUCGACCUUUCUCACAGUCGCAUUGAAGACAUCGAAGACGAUGCACUUGGCCGCCUGGAGAUACUCGAAACACUUUUUCUAGACCACAAUCGCUUGCACAAAGUGCCCAGCAGCUUACCCACCUCAGUGGAGCAUCUAUUCCUGCAUAACAACGAGAUUAUGGACAUACAAGCACAAAGUUUCCAAGGACUCAAUAAUCUACAAACACUCGAUCUCUCGGGCAAUAAAUUACUAUAUUUGCCCGCGCUACCGCUACCCAAACUGCUGACACUCAAUUUGCGCUCAGCCGGUUUGCGUGGCGUCAGCCAAGCCAUGGUGCACACACUGCCGCGUUUGCGUGACCUGCUGCUCGAUGAGAACCCAAUUAAAUGCAGCGAUUUGCUGAGUAUUGCAGAGUGGGCGAGUCCGUGUCGAGCUGUAGAGCGCGGCGGCAGCCGUCCUGCUUUGGACGUUAUUGAGGGUAAUGGUGUUAUGGACGAUUUUAGUGUAGCGGUGGAAGAGGUGGGUGAUAAUCGCGUUGGCGGCGGUGAGCAAAUAAUUUCAAAAAUUACAUCGGCUGCAGCAGUAGAUAAAUUGGGUCAACAGCUGAUGGUGGAUGAUGACGGAGAAGGGUUGUCCGUGACGUCCGCAGACACAGCCACAGCCGCAGAUAUCGAAUUAAAACAAAAGUUUGUGCGAAUGCACAAUUUUUUCGAAAAGUUUAGGAGUAAUUGCGACGCAGAUAGACAAAUGACGGCAGAUGGGGGCGUGAAGGAGAUGGCAGAGAGUGCAAGCGUGGCAUUCACGGCAGCGCCACCCACUUGUGCUGUCGAGUUCGAUACAGAUAGCAGCGAACAGACAGCAGUGGAGAACAUGGCGAAGGCAGAGCGCGUAAGGACGUACGGAGGUGAUGUAGUCGCAUUCAAUUUAAAAAGCGAAGAUCUACUACAUGCGGAAGCACCAGCCUUGAAAGCGCAACAACAAGAAACCGUCGGGGUGAAGCAAAAAAAUUUGGAAGCAGAGCGUGCCAAGGCAUUGCAGGGCAAUGGCUCAUGGACGAGGAAGUCAAAGAAAGAUGGCAAGAUGAGCUUGAGAGCUGAGACAAAACUUUUCAAGUUUAAUCAAAAGAACUUUACGGCAGAAAGUUCAGCGGGAAUAAUAAUAACAACAACAACAACAACAAAUACAAACAGAGCAGUCGGUUUCGAUUACAAAGCGGGUGCUGGCAUAGCGACAACAGCAACAACAACAAUAACCGAAAAAAUUCCAUCAGCCUUGCCUACCGCAAGUCAGCGAAGUAAAAUGUUUGCAACAAUAACGGCUCCCUCACCAAUAAUGGAAUUGGACAUCAGCGAGAACGACAACAACAACAACAUUAACGCAACCUCAGCAAGCCCAAAAACUUUGUGGCAACUUACAACUGUUGCCACGGCUAAUUUAUUGAGGCAACAAAUUUCACCAACAAAACCAACGACAUCAGCUAUAAACAGCAGCAACAUGAUGAGCACGGAAACUGCGGCAGCAAAAAAUGAGAAUGCAACAAGAACAACAACAACAUAUAUGCCUGUCACUAUGCUUGCAAAAGAGGAUAUGAAAGAGCAACUGAAUAAAGAAGGGAAAACAACAACAACAACAACACAAAUCGUUACUAAUGUAGCAACGACAAAAACAAAUCCAAUAGAAUUUGAGAUGCUUACAACACCGUCGCAAAAUCAAAGGGAUCAGCAACAACAUACAGCAACACCAACGAUGACAAAAACAACUACGGAAGCAACAACGAGGCUCAACAUGUCGAGAAACACCAGCACAGCAACAACAAAGGCAGAGAAAAUUUCACCAACCGGCAGCAAUGCCACGUUAACAACAACAACAACAACAGUCGCAAUAACGUUUUCAUCAGCAAAAACAACACGAAAGCCAAUAACGGACCCCAUACUACUCCCAGCAAGUGCUAAAUAUUUACAAAUGAAGGGAGCACCCGCUAGCUCUAGCAGUCACUUGGCGCCACCAGCGGUAUCCGCACAAUAUGUUGCAACAACAAAGUCGAGAAAUGUCGAAGAAACGACCAUAUUUGGGGCGGGAAGCCACGAACCACCACUUAAGGAUCAACAGCUGCAUGAAAAUAAAAUAAACGAGACGAAAAUACCGAAAGUUUUUGACGAAAUAAUAACAACAACGCCAAAAAAUAUGCAACAACUCUCCACGACAGCAAUUAUAGCAAAGAACUCGCCGCCCCAACCGAAAGUAGAUAUCAAUAUAAAACAAAACAACAACAAGACUGAUGGUCAUGAAGAGAAGGCAAGCAAGCAACACAACCCUGCCACUACGAAGGAACACGAAGCGAAAGGAGCAGCGGAAACAAAAGCAGCGGCAGCUGAGAGCUUGGAGCAGGUGGCAACUAAGCCAAAGGCUGUAACCCACUUUUGGCAGCAACAUAACUUUAAACGAGCCAACCCGUCUCCAAGCGACAAUUUCGGCCGUCGCCAAGAGCCGGAGCACGAGUUGGAAACAAGGGGCGGGCAGACAAAGCAGACGAUGGAAGAUGUAAGGAUCACCGAGCAUACACUUUGUAGUGAUACAACAACAGCAGAAAGUGAACACAUCCCUGCGACGACCCCAUCAUCAACACCAACGCCACACAAGCACGAGCCUCUGCAGCUGCACAUACGAGAUCGACAUUUAAUUGGAACUCCAUUGCUCAUGCAUCGCGGCGACAAUAUUCUGGUGGAGGCGGCAGACGCGCUACGGCAAGUGACAGUAACUGCAAAAACAACAACAACAAUUGCAAUAGCCAAACCAACGACGAAGACAACUAAAAGUUUGGCCGAAAAGCAAACUACGAAAUCAGGCCAUCGCACCGAUGGGGAGAGGGAGGACGAAGCACAGUCGCAUACCUUUGUCAACCAAAUACAGGCAGUGGAAGCAAUAAAUAGAAAUGUAAAGCUGAACGAUGAGGAGCAAGGCAAAUUGAGCGCCAAUAUGAAAACAGCAGCAGUAGAAAGUAGCACCGAAACCACAACGGACGUCGCAAACAAGGCACAACUCAAGCCAACGACCGGCGUAGGCUUGCGAAACGGUGAAAACAUGCUAACACCUAAGGGGGUGAUGAGAAAGCAUGACGACAUUGCCGGCGGCGGCAACAGUGGCAGACGCAAGCCAACGUUGAUUAUGAAGAAAAUGACAAUACAAACAAAACAUACGCAACAAACACAAAUGCCGCACCACCACACGCUGAAUACGCCGCGCGAGAAUGAGGUGAUGCAAGGCGCGCACAAAGAAGCGCGAAAUAACGACGCGCGAGAUGCACUGACAAGCAAAUUACUAAAGGCCGACAGCGAGUGGCAGAACAAUGGCGAGGAGGCAGCGGCGCUAUUACAACCGCAACACAAGCACAGCACCGUAAAUACACCAAUCAUAAGAGACCGAAAUAACCACGCACAUUUGUUGUCCACACUAUCCCAAGCAAACGCCGAUACUGAACACGCACCCGAUGCGCCUAAAGCACAGCACUCGAUCAGCAAUCAGCACAGCGCCGACUAUUCACCACUGCAACUGCAAGAGCACGCCGCGCUGCACACGACACAAACGCAAAAGUGGUUGGGCACACGUCACGUAGAUGCCAGCAGCGCACACCCCGCGCUCGUCAUACUACUAUCUUUCUCGCUACUCGCCUUGCUCUUGGUCGGUCUAAUGCAUGUCUAUCGCUGCGAUGUGUUGCCAUGGCGACGUCAUCUAUUAUCCCAUCAACAGCGGCCACAUUUGCAACGUCAAUUCAAUAGCGCUGCUGGCGAUGAUGACGUGCACAGUUUCUUACAGUAUCACAACAAUGGUGCCGGUCAACAGCAGCAACAGCAACAACAACAAUCUGCGCCGCCACGCUGGCAUCACGGCACACGUUCGCGUGCAGACUACAGCUCACCGCUGCACAAUUUGCAUGUACGCGAAUUGCAAAAGACAUCCGCAGUCGAAGCGGAGGCAGCAGCACGCAUAACACGCAGCUAUUAUGACGUUCAACCUUAUGCGAAAUCGGCGCGCCGUAAUGGUAGUACUGCAAGCAGCGCCAGUGGUGGCAGCGCGGAUAUUUCACGUCACAGCAGCAGCAGUCUCAGCAGCACGCAUUCAUCCUGCUCAGCGGCAGCGGCGGCGGGCAUGCUGGAUGCGGACGAUACAUUCUACGUGGAAAUGGCCGCAGAGUGCGCGCAGUUGAGCGCUAGCGAUGCGAUACACUGUGACAUGUUACCGAUGGAGUUGUUGACCGCAGCGUCAGCAUAUCAGCACGAGGUUGAGCGCGAGACUGAUACAACUGUGCAUGAAACUGAGAGUUUAACGCUGGGCGGCGGCAAGCAGGCGGCGCAGAAUGCGCGCACAGCGAUUCAUGGUGCCAAGGCGUGCGGCAACCAGUCAGCAACAACAACAACGGCUGCAACAAAGCUGCAGCAAUGGCGCAGUAGUAACAGCACGCUGUUCAACAACAAAAAUGGCAGGAGUAAAAGGGGCGCAAAAGCGGUGGGUGUGUCGUCGUCGUCUUCGUCGGCGACUAGCCGCAAAUUCGAUUUGUGGUGACAAUCGAUGUUUCAGCGACAAUAUGCACCAUUUCAAUAAAUGUCGAAAACAAAACAACAACAAUAAUUAAGCGGUUGCAGAUAAGGUGUUGAUAGUCUUAAAAGUCAAAAAUAAAAAAAAUUAUAUAAAAGGAAGAGAAAAAUCGUUUUAAAAAUAAAGGAAGAAGAUUACAAUUCCAAAUAAAAUAAGACAACUUCAAAGAUUAGUGUAAAUUUGAAUUGAAAAGAAGUUACGAGUCUGUAGAAAUAAGGAGAGGUAUUUUAUUUAAGGGCCGCGCUUUGAUGUAAGUAUAGACUUUAGAAGAAGGAAAUACGUUAGUGAUAGGCAGUUGUAUAGUAUCUAAUAUAAUAAAACGUUUAAUCUUUACCGCAAUAUGAGUAUAUUACAAAAUAAACAAUUUGUGAGUAAAAAGAUAAGAAGCCAAAUUUACAGUACAGUUAGAUACAUAUAUAUAAAUAAACAUAUAAUGUAAAUGAAAAAAUUAUUUAAGUCAACCAAUAAUAGAAAAAAUUGGUGAAGUAAUUAAUUUAGAAACAAUUUAAUCUUCCAACUGUAAUAGGAUACAUGAAAACAAUAAA